AUGCCCGGCAGCAGUGGGAAACAGAAGACAUCACAGUCCAACGGCACCCAGUCAACGAAACUACCAAACCCGCUCAGCUCGCUGACUAGCGCUCCGCUCGACUUGGCCUCGGUUGAGAGACGCGGCCAGCCCACUGCAUGCCCUGAGCCGGUCAAGAAGAAAAGUCGCCCGCACGGUCUUCAAGAAGCGCCGACGUACCGUCCUACCGAGGAAGAAUGGAAAGAGCCAUUUGAGUACAUCAAGAAGAUUUCACCAGAGGCUCGGCAAUAUGGCCUGUGCAAAAUCAUUCCGCCCGAGUCGUGGAAUCCCGAUUUCGCCAUUGACACCGAGAAAUUUCACUUUCGCACCCGCAAGCAGGAGUUGAACUCUGUUGAAGGCAGCACUCGCGCAAAUCUGUCCUAUCUCGACGCUCUCGCAAAGUUCCACAAGCAGCAGGGCACGAAUCUGACUCGAUGGCCCUACGUCGACAAGAAACCCCUCGAUCUGUACCGCCUGAAGAAGGCCGUCGAGGCCCGUGGCGGCUUCGAGAAGGUCUGCAAGCUCAAGAAAUGGGCCGAGAUUGGACGUGAUCUCGGGUAUAGCGGCAAGAUUAUGUCCUCUUUGUCCACGUCCUUGAAGAACUCGUAUCAGAAAUGGCUCUGCCCUUACGAGGACUACUUGCGGAUCGCCAAGCCGGGUGUUCACCAGCAGCUCGAGCUUGAAUACGGCGGCCCAUUGACGCCGAGUCCUGCUCCAAGUCCGCUGAAGCGGUCAACCGUUCCCACCCCGGCAAGUCCCGCGUCCGAGUCCCCAGCGAGACAUGCGACGGAUGCAUUGCAGGCAUCCCUUGAUGGGCCGGCCAAGGAUCUGGAUCAAGACAUCUCAAUGACGGACUGCCCCGCAUCCACCACCCCCAGGCCAGUGACGGGUUUCACCGCAGUGAACUCAGGGGCUAUCACACCGGCCACGUCGGGUUCUACCAGCGCCAACCGCCCGGACGGAAAGAGCCUUGCCACGUCCAAAACCAACGGCACACCCACCGCGUCUGCAAAAAACACACCCGAGCUCCGCUCGUCUACGCUAGGGCCUUCCGGACUCAAGCGUCAGCUGAGCUGCGAUAGUCAGGAAUCUGCCAAGAAGGAUUCCGUGGACCAGGACGAAGGGGAACCCGGGAGCCGCAGGAGCAAACGGCUCAAGAAAGAUACCGUGCCCACCGUCGCCGGUUCGCACAUGUCUCUCUUCCGUUCAGCGGCACCUAGGAUAACCCGAGAUGACGCAGCAGGCCCUGGAGAGAAGUGCGAACAAUGCGGCAGAGGUAAUGAGGAGGGGAGCUUUCUUCUAAUGUGCGAGUCCUGUGAUCAUGGUUAUCACAGUAGUUGCCUCGAUCCGCCCCUCAAGACCAGACCAGAAACUGAAUGGAACUGUCCACGAUGCUUGGUGGGCGACGGCCAGUUCGGGUUCGAGGAGGGCGGGCUGUACUCGCUGAAACAGUUCCAGGAAAAGGCCGCAGAGUUCAAGCAGCAAUACUUCUCCAACAAGAUGCCCUUCGACCCGGUCCUCAAUUGUCAUCGACCAGUCACAGAAGACGAUGUGGAGCACGAGUUCUGGCGGCUGGUGGCCGACAUCGAGGAGACCGUGACAGUGGAGUAUGGCGCGGACAUCCACUGCACGACCCAUGGGUCCGGUUUUCCGACCAUCGAGAAACAUCCCGACAACCCCUACUCUACCGAUCCUUGGAACCUCAACCUUCUACCACUCCACCCCGACAGCUUGUUCCGGCAUAUUAAGUCUGACAUCUCUGGCAUGACGGUGCCUUGGGUCUACGUUGGCAUGACGUUCUCCACCUUCUGCUGGCAUAACGAGGACCACUACUCGUACUCAGCGAACUACCAGCAUUUUGGCGCAACGAAGACCUGGUAUGGAAUCCCUGGUGACGACGCCGAGAAGUUCGAGAACGCGAUGCGGGAGGCUGUUCCAGAGCUGUUUGAGACGCAGCCAGACCUGCUCUUUCAACUUGUCACGCUUCUUACGCCUGAGCAGCUGCAGAAGGCUGGCGUACGCGUUUAUGCCCUAGAUCAACGGGCAGGGCAGUUCGUCAUUACUUUUCCCCAGGCUUACCAUGCCGGAUUCAACCACGGGUUCAAUUUCAACGAGGCAGUUAACUUUGCCCCCUGUGACUGGGAGCCGUAUGGUCUUGCGGGCGUUGAGAGACUCCAGCUAUUUCGGCGGCAGCCCUGUUUUUCGCACGAUGAGCUGUUGUGGACCGCGGCAGAAGGCCUUACUAGCGGCGGGUUGACCAUCCAGACCGCCAAAUGGCUGGCUCCCGCCUUGGACAAAAUCCACAAGCGGGAGCUCUCUCAGCGAGAAGAAUUUAUCGCCAAGCACGAAUUCAUCGCCAAGCAUCUCGAUGCGAAACAUCCCGCGCAGAGCCACCGUUGUGUUUUUGGCGGGAAGGGCGAUGAUGAGUGCCCCAUGACGUUCAAGGUCGACGAUGAUGACGUCCCAGAGGAGGAGUAUGGCUGCUUUUACUGCAAAGCCUUCACUUACCUCUCCAGGUUCAUAUGCCUCAAAACGGGCAAGGUGCUCUGCCUCUUACAUGCCGGAAACCACCCCUGCUGCGAUCUUCAGGAGUCGGACAGGUACCUCGGAAAAGAGCACGCCCUUUACUACCGCAAAUCCGACGAUGUCAUGGCCACAACCUACAGAAAAGUGGCCGACAAAGCGCACAUGCCGGAGGCGUGGGAAGAGAAGUACGAAAGUCUCCUGGACGCCGAUGCAACGCCGUCACUCAAGACCCUGCGGACUCUUCUUGCCGAAGGGGAAAAGAUCCCUUAUGAACUUCCGUCAUUGCCGGUCCUCAAGACAUUUGUCGAGCGCUGCAACCACUGGGUCGAAGAGGCGACCAAUUACACGGUCCGGAAACAGCAGAAUCGACGCAAAAACGAGAGAGUGUGGCAGACAGGGGCACGCAAGUCGGUCGGAAAUGCGCAGCAUGAUCAGAAGGAGCGCGAGAUGCGCAAUGUUGCGAACAUCUACCGACUCCUUGACGAAGCCAACCAGAUCGGGUUUGACAGCCCGGAGAUUCUCCAGCUCCAAGAGCGCGCCGACGCCAUCAAGGCAUUCCAGGAGGAGGCCGGGAGGAUGCUGGAGCAUAGGCAGGCCCGCGCCAUCGGUUCGGUGGAAAAGUUGUUGGAAGAAGGCCAAAGUUUCAAUGUCGACAUUCCGGAGGUUGAGCAGUUGACCCGUCUCCUGGAUCAGCUGCAAUGGAACGAAAAGGCGAGCAGCAGCCGGAACAAGCUGAUGAGUCUGGAUGAUGUCAGAGACCUCAUCGAUGAGGGCAAGCGGCUCAACGUGCCGGUCUACAAUGACCACCUCGCCUUCUAUACGGAACAGCUGACACACGGUCACAUGUGGGAUGCGAAGGUCCAGGAGAUCAUCAACGCUGACUCAAUUAACUACACGCAACUCCAGGCCUUGGCUGAUCAAGUACAAGCCAACGCUUGGCCGGUCUCACCCCAAACCAUGGCCAUCGUGGACCAGAUCCUUCAGAAGCACCGCGACGCUCACGAACAGAUCAUGGACCUGAAUCAGCGUUCACAGCAUUUCGACUACAAGCAAAGGCCAAAGUAUGCCGAGGUUGCCGACGUCAUGAAGAAGAUUGAAGAGCUUCAGGCCAAGCCAAGCGGCACCCACGAGCUUGAGAAGGAGCAAAAACGACAUGAGGACUGGAUGCGCAAGGGGAAGAAGCUCUUUGGCAAGACAAACGCGCCUCUGCACAUCCUCAAGAGCCAUAUGGAAUAUGUGCUGGACCGCAACCUCGAUUGCUUCGACAUAGUCCACGACAAGCCGCGGGUGCCUGCUGAGCCUGCGUCUCGGGAGCCGAGUCCAGAGAAAGACAAGGUCAGUCGCUGGGAGGACCCAAAGUUCCGCGAGGUGUUCUGCAUCUGCCGCCGCACCGAAGCCGGCAUGAUGAUUGAGUGCGAGUUGUGCCACGAGUGGUAUCACGGCAAAUGUCUCAAGAUUGCGCGUGGGAAAGUGAAGGAAGAUGAUAAGUACACCUGCCCAAUCUGCGACUGGCGCGUCAAAAUUCCUCGCGAUGCCGCUCGACCGAAGCUGGAGGACCUCAUCUCCUGGCAGGCAGAAAUUCCCGGCUUGCCAUUCCAACCGGAGGAGGAGGAGGUGCUCAAAAAGAUCAUCGACAACGCGACCGAGUUCCGCAACCAUAUCGCGUCGUACUGCAACCCGAUCCUAUCGACAGCUUCUGAGGCGGAGACACAGCGGUUUUACCUCCGCAAAAUCGAGGGUGCUGAAAUUCUCUUGGCCUACGAAACCAACUUCUUCCGACAGGAACUCCACAAGUGGAGUCCCGUUGCCCCUGAACCGCCGCCGCUACUCGAAGUGUCUAAGAGCACUCGCAAGCCGCGGCCUACCAAACUGCAGAAGUUGUUGGCUCAAUAUGGCGUGGAUGACCCGGAUGACCUUCCUGAAAACGUCAAGGGAAAGGCUAACAGCCUGAAACGCAAGGCCAUGAACGCCGAGGCCGCCGCAGCUGCCGCGAACGCCCCUUCGGGCUCCAUCAUGAUGGUGGACAGCCCCGGAUACGGGCCGCCGCCUCAUUCGUACUUCCCCCGGAACACAUCGGCCCUCCCUACGACGCCGGGCCUCUCCAACGGCACGCAGACUCGCCCUUCAAGCGGAGUUGACGCGGCGUCAUCGCACAGUCAGCACGGCCGGUCUGGGUCCGGUUCCAUGUUGCGUCGUGACUCUAUGGACAUUGACCCGGGUUCCGCACCACCGGGGAUCUUUCUGCGCGACGGGGCCGGACCUGGUCCGCAACUGCUUGUUGCGGGCGAUUCGACGCACGACCUCGAAGAGCGCCUGCUCCGCGGCACGUUUGACGACGACGAGUUGAACGCACAGCUCUCAACAGACCACGGCAAGGCCAGGGUGUUGGAGAUUCUGUCGCGCACCGACACGGGCCGCCGCCGUGCAGAGGAGAUCUUUGGGCCUGAUGUUUGGGGCGAUCGAGACCGUGACCGCCCCAGCGGUGCAAGGGAUGAUGACCCCAUUGGAAUCGGGGUCGGGAAUGAAGGGGAUGGGGACGAAAGCAUGUUUGUGGAUCUGGUAAACGAGGAUGAUGAUGAGGAGGGGGACCACCGAAAGAAAGCGGUUGCCGAACACCAUCACCACCCUUCGAAUGCGGCGGAGAUGUUGGAGGAGGCGCGGAGGGAGGCGGCGCGGAGCGAGGCGGCGUCGUGGAUGGAUGCUCGAAAGGAAUCUUAG
Parathielavia appendiculata is the source of this 5262-nucleotide messenger RNA. Its product is annotated as PLU-1-domain-containing protein. Gene Ontology annotation, biological process: regulation of DNA-templated transcription; chromatin remodeling. Gene Ontology annotation, molecular function: histone H3K4me/H3K4me2/H3K4me3 demethylase activity; DNA binding. The record is from RefSeq and is a predicted model, not a curated record. NCBI's taxonomy places the organism in Eukaryota, Fungi, Ascomycota, Sordariomycetes, Sordariales, Chaetomiaceae. The transcript is spliced from 5 exons. Gene Ontology annotation, cellular component: nucleus; chromatin. Bases 1 to 5262 code for a protein of 1753 amino acids.